This is a messenger RNA of Ictidomys tridecemlineatus (thirteen-lined ground squirrel), 3594 nucleotides long. The record is from RefSeq and is a predicted model, not a curated record. Lineage: Eukaryota; Metazoa; Chordata; Mammalia; Rodentia; Sciuridae.
UAUUUCAGGAGCCAGUGACCUUUGAGGAUGUGGCUGUGAACUUCACCCUGGAGGAGUGGGCUCUGCUGGAUCCUUCCCAGAAGAAGCUCUUCAGAGAUGUGAUGCAGGAAACCUUGUGGAACCUGACCACUAUAGGAAAACAAUGGAAAAAUCAGGCCAUCGAUGAUCACUACAAUUCCAAGGGAAAUCUAAGAAGUCAAGUGUUAGAGAGACUCUGUGAACAGAAAGAAGAUAGUCAAUGUGGAAAAAUCAUAGAUUCUCACAUAAACAAGAGAAGUUCUUCUGGAGUAAAACCUAGUGAACACCAUGUGUGUGGAGAUGUCCUCAUUGCUGAUCCAUCCUUAGCUGUGCCCCUAACAGUUCACACUGGACACAAAGCACAAGAGUAUCUGGAACAUGGAAAGAAGCCAUAUAAAUAUAAGGAACAUGGGAAAGCCUUACAUGAUCCCCAAUGUUUUCAGAAGCAUAAAAGAACUCACACAGGAGAGAAACCCCAUGUGUGUAAGCACUGUGGAAAAGCCUUUAGUUCUACCAGCUACAUUAAAAUCCAUGAACGAAUUCACAGUGGAGAGAAACCUUAUGUGUGUAAGCACUGUGGAAAAGCCUUUAGUUCUACCAGCUACAUUAAAAUCCAUGAACGAAUUCACAGUGGAGAGAAACCUUAUAUAUGUAAGCAAUGUGGAAAAUCCUUUACUUUUAUUGGUUCUCUUCGUACGCACAAACAAAUUCACAGUGAAAAGAAACCUUAUGUUUGUAAGCAAUGUGGAAAAGGCUUUAGAACUUUCUUUUUCUUUAAAAUCCAUGAACGAAUUCAUAGUGGAGAGAAACCUUAUGUGUGUAAGCAAUGUGGAAAAAGCUUUGGUUCUUCUAGUGACAUGAAAAGACAUGAACAAAUUCACAGUGGCAAGAAACCCCAUGUGUGUAAGCACUGUGGAAAAGCCUUUAGUUCUUCAAGUUACAUUAAAAUCCAUGAACGAAUUCACAGUGGAGAAAAACCUUAUAUAUGUAAACAAUGUGGAAAAUCCUUUACUUUUCUCAGUUCUCUUCAAAUUCACGAACAAAUUCACAGUGGAAAGAAAUCCUAUGUAUGUAAGCAAUGUGGGAAAGGCUUUAGUACUUCCUUUUUCUUUAAAAUCCAUGAACGAAUUCACAGUGGAGAGAAACCCUAUGCAUGUAAGCAGUGUGGAAAAGCCUUUAUUUCUUCCAGGUACCUCAAAAGACAUGAACAAAUUCAUAGUGCAGUGAAGCCCUAUACAUGUAAACAAUGUGGGAAAGCUUUCAGUCGUUCAGAUUCACUCAGAAUACAUGAAAAAAAACAUACUGGAGAAAAGCUGUAUGUAUGUAAACAAUGUGGAAAAGGCUUUAGUACUUCCAGCCGCCUGAAAACACAUGAACAAAUUCACAAUGAAGAGAAACCCUAUACAUGUAAUGAAUGUGGGAAAGCUUUCAGUCAUUCUUAUUUAGUCAAAAGACAUGAAAUAAUGCACACUGGAGAGAAACCCUAGGUGUGUAAGCAAUAUGGAAAAGGCUUUAGUUCUUCUAGCCACAUGAAAACACAUGAACAAAUUCAUAGUGGACAGAAACCUUAUAAACGUAAACAAUGUGGGAAAGCCUUUCCUUUUCUCAGUUCCCUUAAUAUUCAUGAACAAAUUCACAGUGGAGAGAAACCGUAUGUAUGUAAGCAAUGUGGAAGAGGCUUUAAUACUUCUAGCCACAUGAAAACACAUGAACGAAUUCAUAGUGGAGAGAAACCUUAUAAAUGUAAACAGUGUGGGAAAUCCUUUCCUUUUCUCAGUUCCCUUCAAAUUCAUGAGCAAAUUCACAGUGGAAAGAAACCCUAUAUAUGUAGGCAAUGUGGAAAAGGCUUUAAUUCUUCCAGCCACAUGAAAAAACAUGAACGAAUUCACAGUGGUGAGAAACCUUAUGUGUGUAAGCAAUGUGGAAAAGGCUUUAGUUCUUCUAGUUACAUAAAGACCCAUGAACGAAUUCACAGUGGAGAGAAACCCUAUAUAUGUAAACAAUGUGGGAAAUCCUUUACUUUUGUCAGUGCCCUUCGAAUGCAUGAACAAAUUCAUAGUGGAAAGAAACCCUACAUAUGUAAGCAAUGUGGAAAAGGCUUUAGUUCUUCCUAUUACAUUAAAAUCCAUGAACAAAUUCACAGUGGGGAGAAACCAUAUACAUGUAAACAGUGUGGGAAAGUGUUUCAUUUCCCCAAAUCCCUUCAAAUGCAUGAAAUAACACACAAUGGGGAGAAACCCUAUGUAUGUAAGCAAUGUGGAAAAGGCUUUAGUUCUUCCAGCUCCUGUAGAAAGCAUGAACGAAUUCACAGUGAAGAGAAACCCUAUACAUGUAAACAAUGUGGGAAAACACUUCAUCUUCCCAGAUCCCUUCAAAUACAUGAAAUAAUGCACAAUGGAGAGAAACCUUAUGUAUGUAAGCAAUGUGGAAUAGGGCUUUAGUUCUUCCAGCUCCUGUAGAAAACAUGAACAAAUUCACAGUGGAGAGAAGCCCUACACAUGUGAACAAUGUGGGAAAGCUUUUCUUCAUUCCUGUUUACUCAGAAUACAUGAAAUAAGGCACACUGGAGAAAAACCCUAUGUAUGCAAGCAAUGUGGCAAAGCCUAUGGGGAGCCCAGCUCCCUCAGCAAACAUAAAAGAAUUCACAGUGGCAUGAAAACAUGCUUGUGAGCAGUGGGAAAGCCUUCAGAAAUUCCUGUACCCCCUAAAAUACAUGAAAGAAUGCACACUGGAGAGAAACUGUAAAGAAAGCCAUGAAGCCUUUACCCUAUCCAGUUACCUUCUCAAACAUCAAGGGACUCACACUUGAGAGAAACUCCAUGAGUGUAAGCCAUGUGAGAAAGCUUUUACUGUUUACAGUUCCCUUUGAUAAUAUGAAAAACUUCACAGUGAGGAGGAACCUUAAUGAUGUCAACAAUGUGGGAAAGCCUUUAUUCUCUGAUUCUUUCAAGUACGUGAAAGAACACACUGGGAAGUAACCCAGAAUACAGAAAAAAUGGGAAGUCUCUUUUUAAAAAAAUUUUUUUUUAGUUGUAGAUAGACCUUUAUUUUAUUUAUUUAUAUGCAAUGCGGAAAAUAGAAACCACAUACCAGGCAAAUGCAUUACCGCUGAGCCCCAACCCCAGCCCAGGAAGUCUUUAUUAUCAUGUGAACUUGUUAGCAGACACGAGUAUGCAGUUGCAAUAUCUUGUAUUAUUGCAAAGGAUCUGGGGAACUCGUCAAAUUGGUUCAGUGUACCUACAUAAAUGAACACAGUAUGCAGUGGAAUCUACAAUAGAAGAGAUUUGCAAUGAUCUCCAUUUGGUUCACAUGUAAGAAAUCACAAUAAAUAAAAACCCUGUGAUUGUGAAAAAUUCUUAGAAGGGAGUUGGUCAGUUGUAACAUAGUUUCAGAGGCCUAUGAAAAUUCCUCCUGUAGCAGAAUCCUAAAAUGUAAUGAGUAUGAAGAGCUUGAUGCAAAAUAAUUUCUUUAGAAGUCUCCAGAAAAUGUACUACCUGGAGGUUUCCCACAAGUUUUAUAUUGUGUUCACUAGUAAUUUAUUCUUCAAGUAGAUCUCUGCACUGUGUGUGUGUGCGC